Ciona intestinalis (vase tunicate) is the source of this 1330-nucleotide messenger RNA. Lineage: Eukaryota; Metazoa; Chordata; Ascidiacea; Phlebobranchia; Cionidae. The record is from RefSeq.
AAUAGUAUAAAAUUGAAAGCAUAGUUUUAUAUUAAAACGAAGAAUGGCAACUCAAUUUACCUACUACCUGUUUACUUUGUGUCUCAUUUGCGUUAACUCGCAAGCAACCGUGGAUCGUCACGUCUUGUACUGGAAUUCUGUCAUGACGCCAGGACUAAAAAAGAACGAUUACGUCAUGCAAGUUAAGAUGGGUCAAUUCAUGGACAUCCUCUGUCCUCAACGAAGCUUGAUGGGUAUUACGGGACCGAAAGAACCGACCACCUUCGAUCUUUACAAUGUAACCGAAGAUAAUUACCAACAAUGCAACACUGGGGGCCACAAGAACUUCAUAUUCGCUUGCGACCGACCGGAACGUGAAAAUAAGCUCACCAUCAAGUUCCAGACCAUCAGUCCCUCGCCUCUCGGAUUUCGUUUCCAGUAUUGCUCCGAAUAUUACUUUGUCGCUGUACCACGCAACGGAAGAAGAGGCAAACAGAGCGGCUGCCACAAGCAAUCGACCAGACUCCGUAUCUCGGUUGGAUGUCACGAAACAACAACAACGUCUACUACCACUACUACUACGACUACUACCACCACUACUACAACUACCACAACCCCCAAACCGACAACUUCCACUGCAAACCCUGAUUAUGAGUUCAUCAAAAAACUUCUUGCGAGCACCAAGGACACCCAAUCCAGCAGAGACGAAACUUUCGUCCCAAAACUCAAAUCACUCUUGAUCAAAUCUUCUGAAAAGAAUUCUCCAGUGGUAUUGGCAUCGAGUUUGGACCAAACAUCAGACAACAAGGGGAACGCGGCGCCUUCUCACACCUCUGUGUUCAGCACCACGUUGCUGGUCAUGCUUACAUCGUGGGUGCUUCGGUCUUUAUUGCUUGUUUAGCACGACUCGACCAAAUAUGGACAAAUCACAAGGGCAUGAGUCAGAGUGACCUGCUCGCCGCGAGCGCCACGCAAGGCGCUAGAGAGUGUUCGUUUUAUUUCUUCCCGCCAUUUAUUCGUCAUUUUCGUUCCAACAAUCAAGGUUGGUCAGGGAAACGUCAUAACUUUAUCGAACUUUGUCAGAACUAUCGGAACGCCAUAUCGCUGCGUAGUUUUCCUGUACAACACUUUUACGGCUUGUUCAAGGAAAAUUCACGAACGCUGGACUGCUUUUACCACAAGCAGCCCAUUUUCUGAACCGACAUGCAGUCAGAUAAAGAGCUUUAACUUUGACUGUUUGCCACGACACACUGUAUUGUGCAAUUGUUUUUACCUCACUGUGUAAUAUCGUGUUUACUAUCGCUGUUUUUUACUCAAAAUCGCAAACCUGUUGAAAAUAAAACCAAAACAA